Molecule: messenger RNA, 2714 nt
Organism: Centruroides sculpturatus (bark scorpion)
Lineage: Eukaryota; Metazoa; Arthropoda; Arachnida; Scorpiones; Buthidae
Gene: Ns4
Product: guanine nucleotide-binding protein-like 1
Exons: 14
Coding region: 129-1895 (588 amino acids)
Molecular function (GO): GTP binding; GTPase activity
Source: RefSeq, a predicted model, not a curated record
AAUAUAUAAAUAUAAUAAUAAAAAUAAAAGAAAUAAAAAUUAUUGCUGAUUAAUUAUAUACUUUCAUACACGAUAUCUAUGAAUUAGAACGUGGUUUAUAAUUUGAAUGUCGACUGUAAACAGAAGACAUGCCUCAAGGAGGAAGAAAAGUAGCAUUUAGUGGAAAAAAGAAGAAAGCUCAAUUACUGAAGAAAAGGGAGAGGAAAAGAAAUGAGAGUGAAAUAGGAGCUGUUGAUGCUCCUGCUAAAGAUGUAGCAAGUGCCUCUGUUGAACAAAAAAUAUCAGAAAGAACAAGUUCUGUUGUGACAGAAAUAUCAGCUCUAAAUGAACAACCAAGAAGAGAGUUAACACAAAGAGUUAAUAGAUUUAGGAUGUGUUUUAAGAAAGAAUCAGAAGAGGAAAUACAAAAAAGGAAAGAAGAAGCUAGAACUCCUUUUAAGUUAUUGCCUGAGGAAGUUUUAGAAGUCAGUUUUGAAGAUAUUUAUGAUAAAGAUUGUAAAAUAGAUAUUCCAAAGCGACCUGCUUGGGAUUUUAUUAUUUCAAAAUACGAACUUGAAGCUAAAGAACAAAGUUAUUUUCGAGAAUACUUAGAAGAAAUUGAAUUUAAAUAUAAAGAAAGAAAUAUCAGUUAUUUUGAAAUGAAUCUAGAGACUUGGAGACAGUUAUGGAGAGUUUUAGAAAUGUCUGACAUUAUUUUGAUUGUUGCAGAUAUUAGAAAUCCUAUUAUACAUUUUCCACCCGGACUUUAUAAGUAUGCCACUGAAGAAUUAAACAAAGAUGUAAUUUUAGUGUUAAACAAAAUUGAUUUAGUCGAUGCUUCUGUUGUAAUAGCUUGGACACACUAUUUGAAAUCUCUAUUUCCUAAAUUAUAUAUAAUGUGUUUUGCAUCUUAUGCUGGUGCAUCUAAUACCAUUGGAAAGCGAGGUCGUCGGAAAGGAAAACUUCACAUGGCUAUAGAUGGUGCAAAAGAAUUAUUAGGGAUAUGUGAACAAAUUGUUCAAAAUUCAGUGGAUUUAUCAAGUUGGCAUCAAAAAAUUAAAGAUGAAGAACAAAAUUUAGAGUCAAAAAGUGAUAGUGACAAAGAUGAUAAUUUGGCAAUAGAUUCUAGUACAAAGAAUGAAUAUACAGCCAGUAUAUCAUCAUCCGAAUCAGGAAAAUAUAAAGAUGGGAUACUGACUAUUGGAUGUGUUGGCCAUCCAAAUGUUGGAAAAUCAUCAUUGUUAAAUGCAAUUGUUGGUAAAAAGGUUGUCAGUGUUUCUCGGACACCUGGUCACACAAAACAUUUUCAAACGAUCUUCAUAACAGAUUGUGUUCGCUUGUGUGAUUGUCCUGGAUUAGUAUUUCCAUCUAUGAUACCAAAACCAUUACAGGUUCUCUCUGGAUUAUGUCCUGUAGCACAGUUAAGAGAACCAUAUACAUCAGUAAAAUAUCUUGCUGAACGUUUAUCGAUUCCACGUAUACUUAAAUUAAAACAUCCAGAAGAAGAGGGAAUUGCUGCAUGUGCAGUCAAUUGGUCUGCCUAUGAUAUUUGUGAAGCUUGGGCUGAGAAAAGAGGAUUCUUAACUUCAAGAGCAGCUCGUCUUGAUACAUACAGGGCUGCCAAUAAUUUAUUGCGUAUGGCUUUAGAUGGUCGUACUCUUUGCCUUGCAUUUUAUCCACCUAAUUAUUGCCAACAAAAAUCUACUUGGCUCAUCCAUUCUGACAUUGGAAAAAUUAUGAAAAUUCAAGGUGAGAAGAAACUAGAAUCAACAUUAGAUGAUCCAGGAAAUGUCGAUGGGGAAACAGAUUAUAGUAGCAGUGAUGAAGAUAAAGUGGCUCCUUCGAUGGAAGAAAAGUGUGGCAGUGGCAAUUCUGAGGAAAAGUUAAAAAAUCGUUUUGCAUUGCUUUUAUCUUAAACAAUAGUCAUCCAAUUUUAAAUUCUUCCAUAAAUCAUUUAAAAUUAAAAAGUGAACAGUAUGUUCAGGUUUUAAAAAAAUCUCUCUGGUUGUUUUAAUUUUUGUUAUAUAUGUUAAAAUAUAUAUAAUACUAUAAUUGGAUUUUGCUCAGAAAACCCCGCACAAUUUCUCAGUAAUCAUCAGGGUUUAUUGUAAUUUAUUGACUAAAAAUAAAUGAAUUAUUUAUUUUAGAAAUAGAGAAUGUAAUCUGAUAAUAUGAAGCUAAUUCGUGUUUUAAAUAUAUAUUUUUUUAUCACACAGUUUAAUGGAAAGUUGUUAUAUUAGCUUUUUAAGAGUGAAUAUACAGUAUGUAUAAUAUAUUACAUCUUUUUAUUAUAUUGGAUAGUAUUAGAGACAGUCAGAUUGUCUUAUUGACAUCUUUUUAAUUUGCUAUACGGUGAGAUCGAUGAUACUAAUACAAUAGAAAUCGGGAAAAAUAUUUCAGGAAUCUAAGGUAUAAAAUCAAAACUUGCCAAGCAAGAAAGAAUUAAGCAUUAAUUCCAAAGGCACUUCCAUCUAUAUAUGAGUGCAAUUGCAUCUAACAUAAGUUCAAUGUUUAUAGAUUCUAAUUGGCAUUUAACAAAAAUUUCUGUCAUAAAUGCUUAUUGGAAACAUAAACAUUUUUUUUCUCAAGUUAGUAGCAAUAGCUGUAAGAGAAUUAUUUUUAAAGUGGAUUCAAAAGUGAGCAUUUAAUACUAAGCAUUAUUAUUAUUAUUCAUGCCAAAUAAUAAUAAUUUAUAUUUUAAUGUAAAUUGUAAGUUUUUACAUAAAAAUGUUAUU